GGCAGCGCUAUUGUUUUCUUCCACAAGCAAGAGGGAAACAGCGCCACCAAGAGGCCACAGCCGAAAGAUAUAAACAACUAGCAAGCACUGUGAAGAACCGCUGGAGACCACGCCAGUGCGGACGGGACUCUUCUGACAAGACACACGCGCCAGCACACAAACAUCCAGCAUGAAAGUGAGACCCCUGGAUUAGCCCACAUCCAACCAGGCACCAUCUGAGUGGAAUCUGGGCCUGGAAGAGGCAAAGACAACUGCAGUCAUCAGCUGAACUUUCUUUGGAGGGUGUUCCUUUUCCCUUAUAUGGCUACAGAGCUGAGAAAUCAUUUGAAUUAGUCUGGUUUCUGUUGCAUGCCUGUCUGGUUUUAGUGCUGACUGAGUUCCAUCUGCUGUGUUUCUGUCUCUGCUGCGUGCCUGUGUGGGAGCCGUGUGUGUGGCUCCAUUUGUUUAUUUUGCCGUCUUAGUUCUUCUUUUCCAGUUGUUUGCAUGUGGGGCUUUUGUUUGGGGACAAGAGGAGAGCUUGUGUUUGUGGUUAAGCUAGAGGCAGCGUCAUAGCCUCAGGGCUGACUGCUUCAUUCAGACUCUUGCUGUUUUUCCUCUACCUCCUGUCGACCCCCCCCCGCACUGCUGUGAUGGUCUGUGUUUGUUGGAGCAACACACCCACCUCGGUGCAGAAAACUGCAACCAAAAACUGAAGCAGGGUCUCAGCACUGGAGGGUAUCAUCAGAAAGGUGGACUGGAGCUUCUGCCAAGAAGCAGGGUGUUGUAACAGUGGACUAAUCUCACCAUCAGCUGGAAGCUUCUUUCCUCCCACGAUGCAACAGGAUGUGUGACCCAACAGGAGCCAAUAGGUGCACAGGAAAUGCCAGCUGAUACAGACGAGUUGGGUUUGACACUUUGAUCAUGAAGAAAAAGACCAUGGCAGACAUAAACACUUGAAUAGAAUGGUGUCAGGUUCAUCAACUCAUGUGGAUGACUUUUAUGACCGUAUCACUCAACAUUGAUUGCCAUGGCGACGGCGGCAUGGUAUCAUCGCGACAUCAGCCGCGUGCACGCAGAGGACUUGCUGGCACGGGCAGGGAGGGAUGGCAGCUACCUAGUGAGAGACAGCGAGUCUGUGCCAGGAGCCUACGCAUUGUGCCUGCUGUUCCAACGUCAUGUUCACACAUAUCGUAUUCUCCCUGAUGCAGACGGCCUCCUCGCAGUCCAGACAACACAGGGGGUGCAGGUGAACUGUUUCCGGACACUGGAGGACUUGGUGUUGGGAUACCAGCAUCCACACAAAGGCCUUGUUAUGCCGCUGCUCUACCCUGUUCCCCGUGACAUCGACACAGGGGAUGAGAGCUCAGAUGAUGAGAAGCCACCUUCAGUUCAGCUUUUAUCAGGACCACCAGCUAAACCAGGCCCUCCUGCCCCAUUCCUUGAUAAAUUACAGGAGCUGAACACAUCCAGCACUGCAGGUGACGUGAUGGGUCUGCUCAAUGACUACCUCUUCAGUGAGCUCCCUCUCGACAUUGACAAUGUGCAUAAAGGGGCAACAACUCUAUGCCACCUCAAGCGUACUCUGGGUACUGCCUGCCAGGGCCUGAACAGUGAGAUUGACCUGACUCUCUCAAGUCUAGAAACCCUGGCGAAGGUGUUCGACCAUCCUAGCUGCUCUUUGACACACAACAAGGCACAGGGCCCAGAGAUGGACAUAGACAUCUUGUUGUGUAAGAUUUCAGCGUUGGUCAGCCUCCUUUCUUCACUGGAGAAAAAGGUGUUAAAAGCACUACAAGACGCUGUGACCAAUCACAAUCUGGCAGUCCAGCCCACUCCACCCCCACCUGAGCCAACACCCACCAGCAGAGCACCUGUAAAGAACCAUGUCAGACAGGUGCCAGUUCACUCCUUUCAGGUGAAGAUGGUGAGGUACGGCAGACAGACAGUUUCUGUUGAUGUGGACACAGGAAUGCUGCUUUUUGACAGAAAAGCUGGUUCAUUCACUGUUGAAAAGGUCUCACAUGACAGAAUCCUUCAGAUUGUCAAGUUCCAGAGCAGCCCAGCCAAGGUUUGCAUGGUGGUUGACAGUCACCACAACACACCAAGGGAGAUGACGUUUGAGAGCACACGGAAACGCGACUCCUUCUGCCAACUCCUCCAGAUGAUGAAGACCAGACACUCUCAGCUGAGUGAACCUGACAUGGUCUCUGUUUUUGUUGGCACCUGGAACAUGGGUGGAUUCCCUCCUCCUCGCAGCCUGCAGACAUGGGUGACCUGCUGUGGUCUGGGACACACCCCCGACGAGUCGACCGCCUUGCUCCCUCAUGACAUCUACGCCCUGGGGACCCAGGAAAACCCUCAGGGCGAGAGAGAGUGGACAGAACAUAUCAAAGCAACCCUUCGCAGCUAUACUCACAUUGACUUCAAACAAGUGGCAGUACAGUCCCUCUGGAAUAUGAGGCUGGCUGUGUUUGUGAAGCCGGAGCAUGAAAGUCGCAUCAUCCAUGUGAACACAGCCAGUGUGAAGACUGGCCUGGGGAACACAUUAGGAAACAAGGGGGCUGUUGGGGUCUCGUUCCUCUUCAAUGGAACAUCUUUUGGCUUUGUUAACUGUCACCUGACUUCUGGAAGUGAGAAGGUCCUGAGGAGGAACCAGAACUUUGUGGACGUCCUCAGGCUCCUUUCUCUAGGCGACAAACAGCUCGGUGCUUUUGACAUCAGCCUGCGCUUCUCUCAUCUCUUCUGGUGUGGAGACCUCAACUACAGACUCGACUUAGACGUACAGGACAUCCUGAAACAUGUGUCUAAGAGAGAGUUUGAGGAGCUCAUGUGUGCAGACCAGUUGACCCGAGAGAGACACAAGAGGAAGGCCUUCCUCAAUUUCAAGGAGGAAAAGAUUGCAUUUCCACCCACCUAUCGGUAUGAACGGGGCUCUAGAGACUGCUACCUAUGGCAAAAGUACAAGACUUCAGGGGUGCGGGUCAAUGUGCCAUCAUGGUGUGACAGGAUUCUGUGGAAGUCCUAUCCAGAGACGCACAUAAUUUGCACUGCGUAUGGUUGCACAGAUGACAUCUUCACAAGCGAUCACUCACCUGUUUUUGCCACGUUCCAAGUGGGAGUGACGUCACGGUUCAGCUUCAAAACAGAUCCGAACCCCGGCAUGGAGAGGGCCUGGAUAGAGCUUGAAGGCGUGGAGGCCAUUGUGAAGACUGCGAGCAAAGCAAAGUUCUUCAUUGAGUUUCAUUCAACUUGCCUUGAAGAGACACGACGCUCAAGUGAGAACGACUCGCAGAGCUGCGACGUUCCUGGGUUUCUGAAACUAGGCUGGUCCUUCAAACAGCUGCCUAAGCUUCUUCCAGUCCUGUCUGACAUGGAGUAUCUUCAGGAUCAGCACCUGCUGCUGUCUGUCAAGUCAUGUGACGGCUUUGAGUCAUACGGUGAAUGCUGUGUAGCUCUGCGCUCACUCACACGUGCAUCAGAACAGUUUGAGACGUUCCUGAGUCACCGGGGUGAAGAGAUGGGCUCCAUAAGAGGACGCGUCAGGGUCCAUGUGCCCAAAGACAGGAGAGGAACACGGGAGAAGAUCUAUGAGUGGUUCUGUUUUGAGAAAGAUGAUAAACAGCCUCUGAGAGGACACAUGUCUCCUGCAUCGACACGGGUCCAAAUAAACAGGCCCUCUCCAGUUCCUCCUAAACUUACUCCGAGCAGCUACACCAAUCCUGCCUACUUCAUCUUUGAAGGCGUGUCGGUGGCACGCAGGGUGGAGGAGGCCCUCCCCCAGCAAAGAGACCCUCAGGUGAUCUGGUCUGGUAAUGAGGCCUUGCAGCUCCCGAAAAUCUCAGGACGUCAGGGCUUUGAAAGACGACCCUGUCGCAGGUCAGACUUUACAGAGAUCGAAAUUCCCGCCAUCCUGCCCCAGUGCACUCCAACCAAUGACCUCCAAACACCCCAAACCAACUCUUCCUAUCAGCUGUUCCCCGCCAAGGACCCGUCUCCCAUUUCUCCACCCUCCAGCAACGCCAUCUCACAGUUUCAGGAACCGGCUUCACAACCCAGAGACAAAUAUCCAUGUAAAAAUACUGUUCAGGAUUCCAUACUGCCUGUAAAUAACCUGAGGAACCUGUAUAUGAAUCACUCAGCGAUCAUUAGGGAAAAGAACAGAAGGGAUCAACAUCAGCUCCUCUCAGAGAGGACCAAUCCAAUCCGGGCUGCCAAGGUGCCGUCAGCUUUCCCUUUCACCCCCCCUCACUUAGGACCCUGUCAGGCAUCUGUUCCCUGGAUAGUGGAUCAGCAGCCACCUGGGCCUACAGGGGAUCACUCCCUCACUGCUUUGCAAAUUGCCAAGUCCCUAAGUGAAGUUGACUUCUUCCCCUCAGAGCAGAGAGGCCCGACCAUAACCAACCAGAGGCUAAGUUACAGAAACGGCCCUUCGAUGCAUGGAGACAGGAGCCACAGCUGGGAGAAAGAGCAGGUGUCUGUGCUCCAAGGGGCACCGGAGACAGUGCGGGAGCUUCUCAGCACUCUGGGUCUUCAGAAAUACACCCUGGGACUCAGUCUCAAUGGCUGGGAUGAUCUGGAUUACUUCAGCGGCAUCACUGAGGAGGAUCUACGGGCUGCAGGAGUGACGAACCCUUCGCACCGACGCAGGAUCCUCGAGAAUCUGCCCAGGAACUGGAACUGACGCUCAGAUACAACAAACAUGGAUGGUGCAGAGCCUCCUUGUCUGCUCAUUUAUUCCAACUGGAAGAACUGGUAGAGCUGAGAUCCGACUGAUGGGAUAUCAAUCACAGCAGCUGGACUUUACCUCAGUUCAUCUUUUCAUUUCUCAUACUCAAUCCAAUCACCUUAGUUGAACUCCUACCCGGAAAUGAAAAUCAGAAAAAGAAAAAUAGGGCUUUUUUAAAAAAUGUUUUUUGUUAAAGCAUUUUCUGACACAAAAUAGAAUUUAUACAUAAUAGCUAGAAAAUCUCAAAUUGCACUUUUCUUGAUAAGGAAGACUCCAUCUGUUUACUCUCCGUCUACAUUAUAUAUUUACAGCGACAACAUCGACAGUUCAGUUGCACGAAAGCUGUGUCCAGUCUAUUGUGGAGUUUGAGUGAUGCUGUGUGCCAUGAAGGGACGUAGCAAAGAUUAGACUGAGUGAUUUACACCUGAGAGGAUGGCAAGUGACGUUCUCUGCAGCGAGUGAGCGUGUGUCUCUGACAGGCAGAGUUCAGUGAACGCUACGGGACAGAAGUUCAGCCAAGCUGCACGUGGGUAAAGUUUGCUUUCAAAGUUUUCUGCCAAAAAAACCUCAACACUAAAACUAACCUGUAACCAAACUGCAACUGAAAACUGAAGCCAGUAAGAGUUUUCUGCCAGAAAUGCAAUUUCCUCCUAACAGCAGCUACAGCAACACAUAUUCAGCUCCCUCGCUAUUUGUAUAAAGUUGAUGUAUAACAAACAUAAUUUAAAAAAGCCCCGAUGUUAAAUUUUUCAGAGAUGGAUGAAUAAGAAAAAACACAAUGCUAUUUUGGCGACAAAAUUAAAUUGAAACACUGUGACGAACAUUAAUAAUCUAAAAAAGUCGUGUUUUUCAUUUUCCAAUCUUCAUUUCGGAGUACGAACAGGUUUGAGACGAAGGUACACGGAUUGUACUCGUUGCACAGUCUGCUUUAUUCAACUGUCCAUCUUGACAGACAGUCAGAGGUGGGUGAUGUGAAUGGAAAGCCUUGAUAUGUAUCUCUAGUUACUGACUCAUACACAAAUGUUUAUCAUGGCAGCAAGGACUCAUCGAUUUUGUGUUAAAUGAUUUUUAAAGGACCAUAAAAAUAUAAUUCCUCAAUUUCCAAUGUUCACACGAGGCUAGUGUUUCCUGUUUACCUUCAUCCCUUCGACUGUGUGCUUUCUAAUUAUUCUGCUAUUAUUGAGCCUGGACCUGAGCUUGUAAAAAGCCCUCUAUCAAACCUAUGGAGCAUCAAAUCUGUAGCUGUACCUACUGGAACAUUGUCUGUAAAGUUCGUGUGGGACCAGUUGUACUUCAUUUUGUUUACUGUCUCAUAUUGUUGCUAUCAUGUCACUUAAUCAGCACCUAUGCCCACUCUGCAUGUUUUAUGCAGCCUUUUCAAAGUAAAGUGCAUAAAGCAACUCUCGAUUGUUU
Molecule: messenger RNA, 6118 nt
Organism: Paralichthys olivaceus (Japanese flounder)
Lineage: Eukaryota; Metazoa; Chordata; Actinopteri; Pleuronectiformes; Paralichthyidae
Gene: inppl1b
Product: inositol polyphosphate phosphatase-like 1b
Biological process (GO): phosphatidylinositol dephosphorylation; regulation of immune response; negative regulation of insulin-like growth factor receptor signaling pathway
Cellular component (GO): cytosol
Molecular function (GO): protein binding; inositol-polyphosphate 5-phosphatase activity
Source: RefSeq, a predicted model, not a curated record